CAGCAAAGUGGUCUCCCACUCCAUGUCAGGUCUCACUGAUGUACAGGAGGCCAUAUUGGGAGCACGAAAUAGUGCAGAUGACGCUCCCCACCCCCAACAGGCUCACUGGUGAAGUGUCGCCUCACCUAGAAGGACUGUUUGGCGCUCUGAAUGGUUAUGCGGAAGGAGGUGUAGGGGCUGAUCUGGUACUUGUUCCACUUGCAAGGAUAAGUACAAUGAGGGAGAUCAGAGAGAAGGGGUGAAUGGACGAGGGAGUUGUGUCCCUGUGGAAAGCAGAAAGGGGGGGGGUGAAGGGAAAUGUGCGCUUCGAGGCGGGAUCGCGUUGGAGAUUGCGUAAGUUACAGAAAAUUAUGUGCUGGAUGCGGAGGCUGGUGUGGGGGUAGGUGAGGACAAGAGGAACCCUAUCCCUAGUGGGGUGGCAGAAGGAUGGGGUGAGGGCAGAUGUGCGCGAAACGGAAGAGAUGCAGUUGAGGGCAGCGUUGAUGGUGGAGGAGGGGAAGCCCCUUCCAGGUGAGAUGACACUUCACCUGUGAGUCAGUUGGGUAAUCUAUCGUAUCCGGUGCUCCCAAAUGGCCGCUUGUAUAUUGGUGAGACCUGACAUAGAUUGGGAGACCGCUUUGCUGAGCACCUACGCUGUGUCUGCCAGAGAAAGUGGGAUCUCCUUGUGGGCACUCAUUUUAAUUCCACUUUCCAUUCCCGUACCAACAUGACCAUCCGUAGCCUCCUCUACUGUCACGAUGAGGCCACCCUCAGGGUGGAGGAGCAACACCUUAUAUUCCAUCUGGGUAACCUCCAAACUGAGGGCAUAAACAUCGAUUUCUUGAACUUGCUGGAAUUCACCCCUCCCCCCUUCUCAAUUUCCCAUUCUGAUUUCCCUCCCUCGCCUUAUCUCCUUGCCUGCCCAUCACUCCCCUCUGAUGCUCCUCACCCUUUUUACUUUCUUCCAUGGCCUUCUGUCCUCUCCUAUAAGAUUGCCCCUUAACUAGUCCUGUAUCUCAUUCACCAGUCAGCCUCAUCUCUUUACUUCACCCCUCCCCCCCCCGUCCAUCAGGUUUCACUUAUCACCUUGUGUUUCUCCCUCCCCUCCCCACACACUCUUACUCUGACUCCUCGUCUUUCUUCUGUGGCCCUGAUGAAGGGUCUUGGCACAAAAUGUCGACCGUACCUUUCCCUAUAGAUGCUGCCGAGUUCCUCCAGCAUUGCGUGUGUGUGUGUGUGUGUGUGUAGCUUGGAUUUCCAGCAUCUACAGGUUUUCUCUUCUUUGUUGUUAAGGACAGCACCUGCCCUCAACUCCUCAGACCCAUCCAUCCAUGGGGACUGGGUCCCUGGGGUAGGUGAAUGAAUGACAGGGUUUGAUUCACAGGGUAAAAGCAGAGAAGCUGGGUCUGUAGUUUUGGGUAGGGGAGAUUGGAGGGAGGCAGGAAAGUUGUCCCCAUUGCAGUGUUGGUAGGUGUCAGGGUGCAGAUUUAGGUGAUGGGUGAUGCUGUAAUCAGAUAGGAUCCCAUGGACCCUUCCACCGGGGCAGAGAAGAGCCUCUGACUAGGGACUCAUUUAUAUAUCUUGUGUUUCUUAUUGUAAUUUACAGAUUUGUAUUAUGUAUAGCAAUACCCUGCUGUUGGAAAACAAUGUGUCAGUUAUAUUAAAAACGAGAAAAUCUGCAGAUGCUGGAAAUCCGAGCACCACACACAAAAUGCUGGAGGAACUCAGCAGGCCAGGCAGCAUCUAUGGAAAAGAGUACACUGGCUGUUUCUGCCUGAGUCCUUUCAUCAGGACUGGAGAAAAAGAUGAGUCAGAGUUAAAAAAGUGGAGAGAGGGGAGGAAGAACCACAAGGCAAUAGGUGAAACCGAGAGGGGUGAGGGGUGAAGUAAAGAGCUGGGAAGUUGAUUGGUGAAAUAGAUGCAGUGCUGGAGAAGGGGGAAUCUGAUAGGAGAAGGCAAAAGGCCAUGAAAUAAAGUAAAGGGGGAGGAGCACCGGGGGAGGGAGGUAAUAGGCAGGUGAGAGGGAAAUGGGAAUGGUGAAGGUGGGGGGGCAUUGCUGGAAGUUCAAGGAAAGCAAUUUUCAUGCCAUCAGGUUGGAGGCUACCCAGAUGGAGUACAAGGUGUUGUUCCUCCAACCUGAGUGUGGCCUCAUCAUGACAGUAGAGGAGGCCAUAGACUGACAUGUCAGAAUAUGAAUGGGUGGCCACUGUAUACUCCGUCUGCCAGAAAGAGUGGGAUAUCCUAAUGACGCACCAUUUUAACCUUGUGGCUCUUCCUCCCCUCCUCCCACUUUCUUACUCUGACUGCGCAUCUUUCUUUUCCCAAUCCUCAUGAAGGGUCUCGGCCCGGAACAUUGACUACACACUUUUCCCUAGCGGAGUUCCUCCAGUAUUUUGUCGAUUAUAUUACUCCUAAUUUUGAAUCUAACAUCGGAGGCACUGACUUCAAACUCCAGUGGUGCUAUUGCCUCCCAUGGUGUCUCAUAACACUCAACAACAAACACCUUGUUGAAAGGACGGUGAAUUGGGCAACUGCCCGACUCUCUGAAUUCCUCCAACAGGUUGUGCGUAGCUCUAAGUUCCAGCGGCUAAAGCCUCUAAUGUCAGUCAGGGCCCGGGUUUCGGCCCUUCAACCUCAGCUGGUUUCACUGUCAGCCCAGGCAUGAUGUACCACUGCUCCACCGGCAAUGUACCAUCGGUGAUCUAUUGACUGCCCAAGCACAUUUAUCGAUGCUUUUAGUUUCCAUUACAUCCCCAUGCAAGUGGAAUCAAUGCAGUGCGUCUCCCUCACUGGAGGACUUAUAGGUGGAGCAGUUGCUCCAUGCACCAAUGAGGAAGACUUCAUCACGGUCAGUAACAUCCUAUCCCACCUAACCUCAACAGGAGGACUUAUCGAUGCGUUCGGUGAAUGGCUGGGAGGCGCUGGAGGACUUAUCGAUGCGUUCGGUGAAUGGCUGGGAGGCGCUGGAGGACUUAUCGAUGCGAUCUGUGAUCGGAUAGGUGACUCUGGAGAAUUCAUCGAUGAGGUCGGUAAACGGUGCGCGUCACUGGACAACCUAGAAGAUGGCGGCGGUUGCCGAGGAAUUGGAGCAAAGCCUCGCCUGGUGACGGUCGGGCGAGGUUUAGGCGUGACCCACCGCCUCUUGGCCAAGACCUGUCCUCUGAUGAUCUCCCGCAACCAUUGUUCCUUUCUCCUGAGCUUGGAGGGAGUGUGCACCGUCACAGACAACCAGAGUUUGAACGGCGUGUGGGUGAAUGGAGUGCGGCUGGAGCCCCUGCGGCCCUGGGAAUUGGUCGAGGGUGAUGUGGUGCAGCUGGGGGUACCGGUGGAGCAGCAGGAAAGAGCCGAGUACGAGUACCGCCUGGUGCGCCGGAGCCCAGGUACGCCAGGCACGGGAAGCGGCGCCAAGCGGAAACUGGGCUGCGAGGAUUCUCCGACUGGGGUCCUGCAGAGAGCUGAGGGGAGCAGCAAACUGCAGCGGCUCGGGGAGAACACACACCGGCCCGACACGGUGCAGCACAGAGUGGCGGCGAGUGCACAGAGUCGGGAGGACACGGCACAACCUGGCACCAGCAGCCAGCCCCCGACCUCUACCUGCACCAACAUCUGUCAUGGAGACCAGGAUCGAGAUCCAGAAUCAACACACAGGCAUCAGGAACAGGGACUCCCAACAGACAGGGAGCAGACACACGGAGACCAGGAUCAGGAACUCUCGACAGAUUGGGAACAGACACAGGGACACUGUGAUCAAAAACUUCCAGUGGACCGGGACCCAACUCUCGGAGACCAGGAACAGGAUCGGAGAUGCCUGAUAACUCAGGAGCCAACAGAUGGAGACCAGGAACAGCGAUGUCUCACGAAUGAGCAACAACCACAGGUCGGGGUGGGGGUCGACGUUGCAGAGACACGGAUCAGUGAGGUGCUGGAGAAUGAACUGCAGUGUAUCAUCUGUUCUGAGUACUUCAUCCAGGCGGUGACCCUAGGGUGCUCGCACUCCUUCUGCCGGUUGUGUAUCAGGGAGUGGGGGCGCCGUCGGGCUGAAUGCCCCAUUUGCCGGCAGCCCAUCGAGUGGCAGACGCCCUCAGUGGUGCUGGACAGCUGCAUCGAGAGGAUGGUGUCCGGUCUGGGGGAGGCAGCCAGGAGACAGCGGCAGCAGUUACUGCAAGCCCGCAUGGGUGAGUGCAGUGUUGCUGGCAGACGGAGGGCGCGGACCCAGUGGGGAAGGUGACCUUGGGGGUGAGAGACCUGCCCUACCUCCAGACAGCCCACCUCCUCUCAUCCUUGAGAACACAGAGUCCAGGUCCACGGGUAGCAGAGACCAGCAGACCCACCUGUGACCAACAGUGGGUGGGGAGCAGCGCAGACUGGCAGUUCCACCUGAAAUUGUGUGUGUGUACAUCUGUGUAUUUGUAACGUGUGCACGCACACGUGUUUCUAUGCAUGUCUGUGCCCAUGCACAUGUGUGUGUGUGCGCGUGUAUAUCUGUACGUCUGUGUGUAUGUCUAUCAGUACACCCUGGUGUGUGUGUGUGUGUGUGUGUGUGUGUGUGUGUGUGUGUGUGUGUGUGUGUGUGUGUGUGUGUGUGUG
Molecule: messenger RNA, 4566 nt
Organism: Hypanus sabinus (Atlantic stingray)
Lineage: Eukaryota; Metazoa; Chordata; Chondrichthyes; Myliobatiformes; Dasyatidae
Gene: rnf8
Product: ring finger protein 8, E3 ubiquitin protein ligase
Exons: 6
Coding region: 2735-4207 (490 amino acids)
Biological process (GO): ubiquitin-dependent protein catabolic process; protein K48-linked ubiquitination; double-strand break repair
Cellular component (GO): cytosol; site of double-strand break; nucleus
Molecular function (GO): ubiquitin protein ligase activity; histone binding; metal ion binding
Source: RefSeq, a predicted model, not a curated record